Messenger RNA from Sporisorium graminicola, 2883 nucleotides. RefSeq lists its product as uncharacterized. Gene Ontology annotation, biological process: microtubule-based movement. NCBI's taxonomy places the organism in Eukaryota, Fungi, Basidiomycota, Ustilaginomycetes, Ustilaginales, Ustilaginaceae. The record is from RefSeq and is a predicted model, not a curated record. Bases 1 to 2883 code for a protein of 960 amino acids. The transcript has a single exon. Gene Ontology annotation, molecular function: microtubule motor activity; ATP binding; microtubule binding.
AUGUCGAAUAAUAUCAAGGUCGUCUGUCGUUUUCGCCCUCCCAAUGCCAUCGAGCAGCGCGAGGGCAGCGACAUCGUUGUCGACUUUAGCGAUGACGGCUCCCUCGUCAAGAUGACCCGCGGCGUCUCCACCUCGGGUCCCGAGGCUGGUGGCUUCGUCUUUGACCGUGUCUUCCCCAUGAACACCCAGCAGCGCGACGUCUUCGAGUUCGGCAUCAAAGAGACCGUCGACGACGUCCUCAACGGCUACAACGGUACCAUCUUUGCCUACGGUCAGACCGGUUCCGGUAAGACCUUCACCAUGAUGGGCUCCGACAUCGACAACGACAACCUCAAGGGUAUCAUCCCACGCAUCACAGAACAGAUCUUUGAGAACAUCAUGGCCAGUCCGCCACAUCUCGAGUACCUUGUCAAGGUGUCGUACCUCGAGAUUUACAUGGAAAGGAUCCGCGAUCUGCUCGCUCCACAGAACGAUAAUCUCCAGGUGCACGAGGAAAAAAACCGCGGCGUCUACGUCAAGGGUCUCUCGGACUUUUACGUCGGUGGACAGGCCGACGUCUACGAGAUCAUGCGCCAAGGUGGCCUCGCCCGUGCUGUCUCUUCCACCAACAUGAACGCCGAAUCUUCGCGUUCCCACUCCAUCUUCCUCAUCACGAUUCAGCAGCGAAACACCGAGACCGGUAGUGCCAAGACGGGUAACCUCUACCUCGUCGAUCUGGCGGGCUCCGAAAAGGUGGGCAAGACCGGCGCGAGUGGACAGACGCUCGAAGAGGCCAAAAAGAUCAACAAGAGCUUGUCAUCCUUGGGCAUGGUCAUCAACGCUCUUACCGACGGCAAGUCGUCGCACAUUCCUUACCGAGACUCGAAGCUCACCCGUAUCCUACAAGAAUCGCUCGGAGGUAACUCGCGCACCACGCUCAUCGUCAACGCUUCACCAUGCGUCUACAAUGCCGACGAGACGCUCUCCACCCUCCGAUUCGGUGUGCGAGCCAAGAGCAUCAAGAACAAGGCUCGCGUCAAUGCAGAGCUCUCCCCCGCCGAGCUCAAGGCGUUGCUCAAAAAGGCCAAGGCCGACAACGAGCGGUACCAGCAAUACAUCGCCAACCUCGAGGCAGAGCUCAAGACGUGGCGCGCAGGCGGCAAGGUGCCCGAGUCUGAGUGGGCCGACGCAAGCAAGGUGGUUGUUGGGCAAGGAGCACCCGUCACUGCUGCGCCGACACUCGCUGCCACGCCGAGCCAGUCGCGCCCCAUCACCCCAGCCGUCGAGAAUCUACGUGAGCUCGCUUCUCGCCCGGAGACUCCUUCUGCUGUGUCCAUCGACAAGGACGAACGCGACGAGUUUCUGCGCAGGGAAAACGAGCUCAGCGACCAGAUUGCCGAAAAGGAGGUGGCGCUCAAGUCGGCAGAGAGUGCAUUGCGCGAGGCGACCCAGGAGCUCACCUUCUACCGCGAGCAAGAGGCGACGCUCUCCAAGGACAACAAGAGCAUGACUUCCGAGAUCAACGAGAUCAAGUUGCAACUCGAGCGCGUCACGUACGAACACAAGGACGCCACCAUCACGCUCGAUAUUCUCAAGGAGCAGAACAAGGAUCUUUCGGCAGAGCUCGAAGAGCUGCGCAAGUCGCUCGCCGACACCGCCAAGAGCGUCAAGGACCCUUCGCAGGAGGGCAAGGAGCGCAAAAAGGCCGAACGCAUGGCCAAGAUGAUGGCCGACUUCAACCAGGGCAUCGUCUCGGAAAAGGAAGAGCAGAUCCGCGAGACGCUCAGCAAGCUCGAGACCGCCGGCAGCACCGGUUCCGGUACGCUCUCGGCGGACGAUCUCUCGACGCUACGCGAACAGUUGCUCGAGUCGCAGAGCUUGGUGCGCGAGCAGACCGAGCGAGUGCGCCAGGCCCACGAGGAAAACGAGCUGCUGCAUCAGCGACGUCAAGAGCUCGAGAGCCGCUUUGCUACGCUCGAGGCCGAAUACGAAGAGCUGCUCGACAAGUCGAUCAAGGCCGAGGAAGCCAACCACGUCGAUGUCGACGUGACGAUCCAAGACCUCAAGGAGAAACUUGAAUUGCAGUACGCGUCUAAACGCGAUGCACAGGCGAGCGAGAUCAACGACCUCAAGCGCCAGAUGGAGUUCAAGGCCAAGGAGAUUGCGGUGCUCACCUCGAACAACGACAACCUCAAGAGCACUAACGAAGAGCUCAAGCGCGCCUUUGCCGUCACCACGGCUGGCGUCGAAGGCGGGCGAAACCUGGCCGAGUCGGCGCGAGAAUUGGAGCGUGUGCGCAAGACCAUGGCCGCACAGCUGUCCGAGUUUGACACGAUGAAGAAGUCGUUGAUGCGCGAUCUGCAGAACCGCUGCGAAAAGGUGGUGGAGCUCGAGAUCUCACUCGACGAGUCGCGCGAGCAGUACAACAACGUGGUGCGCAACAGCAAUUCCAAGGCGCAGCAGAAGAAGAUGGCAUUCCUGGAGCGCAACCUGGAGCAGCUCACCAAUGUUCAGAAGCAGCUGGUGGAGCAGAACAGCAGCCUCAAGAAGGAGGUCUCGAUUGCCGAGAGGAAGUUACUGGCGAGGAACGAACGCAUCCAGGCGCUGGAACAGCACCUGAUGGACAGCCAGGAGAAGCUCAUGCUGCAGAACCGCAAGUUCGAGGACCAGCUGCAGGCGGUCAAGGAGCGCUUGCACCAGGCCAACCAGAUGCGUGGACCUGCUGCCGGCGGCGCACCGGGGCCGUUGGGCGGAUUUGGUCGUAUCGCCAAGCCUCUGCGCGGUGGAGGGCCGACGGCAGGCCCGCAGCCGGGAUCUGUUGCGGCGAGACAGGCCGUGUUUGGCGGUGGUCCUGGCGACAACUCGCCCAAAGCACGAUCCAGCUGGUUCUUUUCGUCCAAGUAA